UACUUUAGAAACGUUGUUGAGUAUUUUUGUUGUUUUGUUCAGAACCAUGGAAUAUUGUGUCGCUAAUCUUUGAGUAAAUAUUCACGUUCCAAACUAGAUUGUAACGUGAACGUUCCUUAAUUUUCUCUUCUCUUCAUGUUCUCUUAUUCCACUUCUUCAUUUUGUCCAUCAAUUCCCAUGUAUCCUACAGCUCACCGCCAAUUGCAGAGCAGCCGUCAUACUGAUGUCUCUCACCGGGAGAGUGAAGUCGCCAUGUUGGGUGUCCCAUGCCGGGAGGUAGAUCCGCCAUGUUGGGUGUCCCACCUUGUCCGCAGUUGCCGGUGGGUUGUUGGGAGCGGAAGUUCGGCCAUUUUGAGUGCGUCUUCUCGGCGGAGCCGAAAGAGUGAGAGACGCUGAGCGGGGUUCAGAGCGUAGCAAUCAAGCAGCAGAGAGUGUUACUCAAGGAAGGCUUUAAGAUCAAAGAAGAUGAAUGGGUCUCUGGAUCACUCCGACCAGCCCGACAUCGACUCCAUCAAGAUGUUUGUCGGUCAGAUUCCACGGUCUUGGUCAGAGAAGGAACUGAAAGAACUCUUUGAACAGUAUGGCGCUGUAUAUGAAAUCAAUGUGCUUCGAGACAGGAGUCAGAAUCCCCCUCAGAGUAAAGGUUGUUGCUUUGUAACAUUUUAUACUCGUAAGGCAGCACUGGAAGCACAAAACGCUCUUCACAAUAUGAAGAUUCUGCCUGGGAUGCACCAUCCUAUACAGAUGAAACCAGCUGAUAGUGAGAAGAAUAAUGCAGUGGAGGACAGAAAGCUGUUUGUUGGGAUGAUUUCCAAGAAGUGCAAUGAGAAUGAUGUCCGUGUCAUGUUUUCACCAUUUGGACAGAUAGAAGAAUGUCGAAUAUUGCGGGGUCCAGACGGACUGAGUCGAGGCUGUGCAUUUAUUACAUUCGCCACCCGCUCCAUGGCCCAGAAUGCAAUCAAGACCAUGCACCAGUCACAGACGAUGGAGGGUUGUUCUUCACCGAUUGUUGUGAAGUUUGCUGACACCCAGAAGGACAAGGAACAGAAGCGUAUGGCUCAGCAACUCCAACAGCAGAUGCAGCAGCUUAAUGCAGCCACCAUGUGGGGCAACUUGGCUGGACUCAACACACUGGGACCUCAGUAUCUAGCACUUUAUUUGCAGCUCCUACAGCAGUCAGCGUCCUCGGGGAACCUCAAUGCACUGAGCAACCUACAUCCCAUGGCUGGUCUGAAUGCCAUGCAGUUACAGAACCUCGCUGCUCUGGCUGCAGCAGCAAGUGCAGCUCAGAACACAGCACCAGGCACCAAUGCAUUGACGACAGGCAGCAGUCCCCUGAGUGCAUUGACAUGUUCAGGGUCUUCAAGCAGUAACAGUACCAGCUCCUCAUCGGUGAACCCAAUGGCAUCGCUGGGGGCACUGCAGACGCUGGCAGGGGCAUCAGGCGGUCUCAACGUCAGCUCUUUAGCAGGUAUGGCAGCUUUGAAUGGAGGGCUUGGAUCUGGAGGCCUGUCGAAUGGUACAGGCAGUACCAUGGAUGCUCUGACACAAGCAUACUCAGGGAUUCAGCAGUAUGCAGCUGCAGCACUCCCCUCCCUCUACAACCAAUGUCUCCUCAGCCAGCAGAGCCUCAGUGCAGCAGGGAGUCAGAAAGAAGGACCAGAGGGAGGUAAUCUAUUUAUUUACCAUCUGCCCCAGGAGUUUGGUGAUCAAGAUCUACUCCAGAUGUUUAUGCCUUUCGGGAAUGUCGUUUCUGCCAAGGUUUUCAUUGACAAACAGACAAACCUGAGUAAAUGUUUUGGGUUUGUAAGCUAUGACAACCCAGUUUCCUCACAGGCUGCCAUACAAGCAAUGAAUGGCUUUCAGAUUGGCAUGAAGCGCCUUAAAGUUCAACUCAAGCGCUCGAAGAAUGAUAGCAAGCCAUACUGACCUGUCGUCAAAAUAAACUUGAGUUUAAACUGUUCGCUGAUAUCUUCGUGCCCGUUUGUUCAUCGUUUGCCUAGCAUGUUGCUGUGACGUCCAAGUUCAUCAUCCCCUCGUUGUUUCUGAGCUUCUCUGAUGCUUGACCUCUGCUGACCUUUGACCUUGUUUAGACUAUUAAAUUUGAUGUAUUUCAGAAACCUUUCAUUCACCUCUACUCCCAUGCACUCCCUCACCCCCACCUUCCCAACCUCACUCAGUGCUGCUGGGGCAGGCUGCUUUAAACAAGCUUCCAGAUUGUUACAUUGAAAUCUUCUAAAACUUCUUUGAGAGUCUAUUUUUCUAGAAUUUCUUAACUAAAUUGCAGCAUUUUGACACUUCUUUCUACUCCUUAUUGCAAAGCGCCCUUUCUAGCACGGGCAGAGGGCUUUAUAUCUCAAGCAGCCAAUCGAUUUGAAAAAAAGCAGAAAAUCAUUCGUGUGCAUCUUAUUGGUUUUUUUUAGUGUGGUGUGUGUUUAGGACAGUGUGGAGUGUUUGUCACAACUUACUCGAAGGGAAAUGAACCUCAGAUGCGUUCUUCUCCAUAUAUUGGCAGGGUUGAGCUUUCUCUUUCUCCACUUCAGCAUCUUAUUUCCCUUUUCACAAUCUUUACCCUCUGCAAUUGAUCACUCUUACCAUUUUCUCUCCUCUCGCUCCUUUGCCACUUGCCUCUUGUCUUGACCCUUCUUUCUCCUCUCUCUAUCUCCUCCUUUCUGUCUCCCUGUCCCCUCUCGCUACCCUCUCUCUCUGUCCCCCACUCUGUCUCUCCUUUCUCUGCUUCUCGCUUUGCCUUCCUCUUUCUCUGUCCCUCCUUGCCUCCCUUGUUCUCUCUCUCUUUCCCCUCACCUCCCUUGUUUUCUCUCUAUCCACACCCCCACUACCACCUUUCCCUGUUCAUUAUGCUGGAGUGACAUCAGUAAAGAAAUACUUGAAUUGCUUCUUUCAAAGUGUCGGCCAUUUCCCAUAGGGUUUCUUUUGGCACUUUGGUUUUCUGUUGUUAGCAGUAAGUGUUUGAAAAGCAAAAAAAAGAAAAGUCAAUAGUUUAAUGUUGUCGAGUUUGGUGUGACUAUACCUUGCAUGUGUAUUGUAUCUAUGCUGAAAACUUCAGCAAAAUGUGAUGUGACUUGUUGUUAACUCUAUUUAGUGCCAAGUGUUAUUUGCAUGUUACAGCCUUUUCCACUUUGUACUGCUUCUCUGUCUUCCUGACUUCAAAUUUACAGUUUGAUAAAGUGCAAAAAAAAGUUGGAGGUUUAAAUAAAGUAUAUUUUUGAACUCUGUUGUGGCAAAUAUCAUAGUUAGACCAGAUGUGUCCUGUUCAAAAUCUCCCCUCUGUCUAUCUAAACCCAGCAUCUGUGAUGUUCAAUCUGUUCCCAACCCCUCCCUCUCCCUCUCCCCCAACCUCUCUCCCUCUCUCUCUCUCUCUAUCUCGUGCGUAUGCACACAGACACACAAACACAGAGUAUGUGCAUCAAGCUCCUGAUUACGUUCACAUAUAUAGAGAAAUGUUUGAUUUUACUGGAGAUCAUGCGUUGGGUCAUUUCCAGUGGAUGGUGGGAUACAUCUUUAUUUGUAGCUAAAUAAGAAGGAGAGCACCGAGGGUUGGUUAUUUUGAGGAAGUGAGCCACGUUUGGGUUUGACAACCUGUUCAAUUCCGUGAAGAGUUUGUGGAGAUUGCUGCCGACUCUAAUGGGACAUUGGGUGGGGAGGAGUGUUGGUAUUUGCAUUUCCCAACUCUGAAGCCCACACCCCACUUCCCCAACUCAGUUCAGAACACCAAACACUCAAUCGCCAUUCACACUCAACUUCCAACCAGACCCUGAGACACUCAGACUCAACCCCCUCCACCUGAACCUCCAACGACCCUGGGCCUCAACAUCCUCAAUACAACCACCUCCAACUGAAAGUCCACCUCUACCCACUGCCUCUGCCCCUCCAUCCUAAACUACUGCCUGAACUCAAACACACUCACCCUUAGUCCCAGGCCUCCCAAUUUCAUCCUUACCCAACUCUUUAACCUCACAUUGCCACUUCUCAAUCUCCAACAUUGAAACCCCUUCCUUGCCUCUCACACAGCCACUCUGAGACCAUGUCUGAGUUUUCCUGGGAUUUCAUUUCCCUGUGCUGUUAUCACUUCUGAUUCUGAACGGAUCUCUCACUCACUCUGUUCAACCCAGCAGACAUAGAGCUACAAUGAAACAGCCAGGCUUUUCAAGACCCUUCUGCUCACAGCAGUGUCUCUAACAGAGCAUCCCCGUGGGCCACAUUGUUUAAAUAUAUGCCUCCUCAGUCUCAGCCCUGCUUUUUCAAAACCCCCAAAGUCUCCUUAAAGCCCUGUCCUCAAGACACACCUCCAGGUGUCCACGCGCUGUGGGGCUCUUCUAGGCUGUUCCAGGGGAUAUUGAUGCACUGAUCUGAACUCUUGACACUGUGUACAUGUUGCACCAUUUCUUAAUCUAGCAAAACGAUAAUUUAUGAAACUGAGCAACAGUUAAUUACAGUUUUCAGAUAAAACAACUUUCUUUGAAAAGCAAAUCUCCCAGCUGCUAAUUUUGCAAACUAGUUCUUAACAGGAACCUCUGGUGGUUUGCCAGCUGCAGUAUUUGGCCAUAUUUGAGCCUAGUUUAGUUGACUUAUUUGUGAACCCUCCUCCCAGCACCAAGCUGGACCUGGCACACUCAUCCUCCCAGAUUAAAGGGUGCCUACACCCUUGUUCCUAUACUUUGUGUGGGGAGAUGGCUUAGCAUUAUAGGAAAUGGGAAAAAAAGUAGACCAUUCGGCCCUUCAAUUAAAAAUGCUCAGUAGCCAGUGCUUCAUUUCCACCAACCCCACUAAACAGACUGGCACCCUCACAAGACCUCAAGUGAAUGUUAAUAAUGUUCAUGCUCCAGGUGUGUCUACGAAGUACAUUCACUGUGGCUCCUGCACUCUGUUCCCAUUAAACACUUAAGUAGAAUUCCCUCCCCCCGUCCAGAAUCCACCAGGGGAACCCAUGUUUCCUACCAUCGAUCCACAGCAGGGUGGAGGCUGGUUUUCAUACACUAUCCCAUUGUCACCUCACAGACACUCCUUGUAUGUGUUCCCUCUCCAGCAUCAUUGCCAAUCUUGCAACAUCACCAUGGGCACUUGGUCGCCUGAACUGUCCCGCCAUAUCCAUAUCCUGUGGAACGUAACAGAUGUGUAAUUACCAUCUUCUUGUCUUUUGAUAAUGUAAAGAUUACAAAUAAACACAAUACUUGAGUGACUGAUUUUCAAAACUCUUGCUGCUUUGUGAGUUAACAAACAAUUCAAAAUCCUGUGGGCUUUUUAUUGGUACAAACUGAUUGUAUUUAACUCUAUAGGUUUUGUAAAAUUUUGCCUUUUGUACAAGAACUAUUAAACAAUUAACAAAUGUGAAUGUUACUUAUUUCUAGAAGUUUGCCGCAAUGACCAAACCCCUGUAACUAAAGUAAAAUGCAAUUUUGCUCACUUAUUACCAAGGAAAAGCUUUUUUUUGCAAAGUGUCAUUAUCUAGUGUGAUUUUUUUUGUGAUGUAAUCUUGAAACAAAUUAUGGAAUUAAUAAUGAAAGAAACCAUAAAACCACUUGUAAGUUGUUUUGGAGCCAACAGUUGAUGUAGAGGAAUGGCAAAUUGUUGCUAGUUUGAAUAAAGCUGGUAUUUGUUUCAGAUUUUUCCUACUAUUUUUGUCUUGAAAGGGUACUAAAAUGUUUUAACUGCACGCAUAGAUUUGCAGUCAUUUUGUAUGAAAGUGUGGUACCUUCCUUGUUUAGUAUUUACGAUUAAACAGUUUGAGAAGA
Messenger RNA from Rhincodon typus (whale shark), 5753 nucleotides. It is a transcript of the gene celf1, whose product is annotated as cugbp, Elav-like family member 1. The record is from RefSeq and is a predicted model, not a curated record. NCBI's taxonomy places the organism in Eukaryota, Metazoa, Chordata, Chondrichthyes, Orectolobiformes, Rhincodontidae. The coding region runs from base 466 to 1929 and encodes 487 amino acids. The transcript is spliced from 15 exons. Gene Ontology annotation, biological process: mRNA splice site recognition; regulation of alternative mRNA splicing, via spliceosome. Gene Ontology annotation, molecular function: mRNA 3'-UTR binding. Gene Ontology annotation, cellular component: cytoplasm; nucleus; ribonucleoprotein complex.